AUGAGCUUCUUGGUGGGGGAAGAAGACACCAUCUCGUCGCUGGAGGAGUUGGUGACGUUCAUCGACGCGUGGGAUGCCGACAGCAGCCGCAGCCUCGGUGACGUCACUACGAGUGAGAGCGAGAAUGACAGCUCGCCUUUCAGCAACGAUGACGUGGAAUCCAUGCUGCUCGACUCGCUUGACGAUGUACUAGAGAAGGCAAGUUUCUUACCCGAUAAACAACCGGAGGCGAAGAAAGCUGUGAAAAGGAGCAGGAAGAAAGCCCCAGGCGCUUCUACACGACUGCAGCGUCGCAAGAAGGCGGAGAUCUUGGCACUGCGGGCUCAAAGCCACGAAUUACAGAGGGAGUUGGAGCAACUACAGCGAGUUCAUGCUCGAUCAAGUGCUUCGGUGAGCUUGGUGGAUACCUCGCUUCAAAGUGGUGUAGUGCCAAUUUCAUGGUAUGCAAUUGCUGCCACGGAAUACCAAGAGCGGCUCAAGUCGGAGAUAAUGAACCAGAAGUUGCGAUAUGUGCUCCUGGAGCAGAUGAAGAUGAAUACGGCGCUGCGAGGCGUUUUCCAGACACAGACUUCACUUGGAAACUUCGAGUCUGUCCUCGGAAGACAGCCUUCCCCAUCCGAUCAACACCCGUCACCUGAACCAGAAUGCUCUUAUGCUGUCAUAGACGGGCUGGAGAAGAUGGCUGAAGGGCUGUAUCUCGAUUCUGAAGCGGUGUUUCAGCACAAUGAGGGCCUCUUCACUGACAACAGCCUACAAGUCAAGCAAGACCAAACGCGCGGCAGGGUGGUCGAGAUCGCCAUGACGACGGCAAUGCCGUGCUCGGUGCAGGAGGCAAGCGAGAUGUUCUGGCGAGAAUACCUCACUGUUCGCCACUACAACGACAAGUCGUACCACUUCGUAAGUCAAUCUGAAGUUGCUGUCUUGAUGCGCAAUUGCUAA
This is a messenger RNA of Phytophthora sojae, 939 nucleotides long. RefSeq lists its product as hypothetical. The record is from RefSeq and is a predicted model, not a curated record. The coding region runs from base 1 to 939 and encodes 312 amino acids. The transcript is spliced from 2 exons. Lineage: Eukaryota; Oomycota; Peronosporomycetes; Peronosporales; Peronosporaceae.